Molecule: messenger RNA, 686 nt
Organism: Argentina anserina (silverweed cinquefoil)
Lineage: Eukaryota; Viridiplantae; Streptophyta; Magnoliopsida; Rosales; Rosaceae
Product: protein SPA, chloroplastic
Exons: 5
Coding region: 73-543 (156 amino acids)
Biological process (GO): photosystem II repair
Cellular component (GO): chloroplast
Molecular function (GO): protein disulfide isomerase activity
Source: RefSeq, a predicted model, not a curated record
AAAUGUUCAUACAACUCUCUUGGUCUUCUGGGUAGCAAGGAGUUCAAGUCCUCUGAGUUCUCACUUGUGGAAAUGUCGACAGCACCCGCACUCCCUCGUCUACACUCUCCUUUCCUAUGUUGCCCUCUCAAGCUUUCUUCUACCUCUCCUUGUCUUUCCCACAAGUUGUCUCAACGCUCCCCCAAGUCAUAUCCAUGCAUCAGAGCCAUUGAUCUCGAUCAGAACACGGUAGUGGCAAUCUCAGUAGGGGUGGUGAGCAUUGCCGUUGGGAUUGGAAUUCCGGUUUUCUAUGAAUCCCAAAUCGACAGUGCUUCAAAGCGAGACAACACUCAACCCUGCUUCCCUUGCAAUGGAACUGGCGCACAAAGAUGCAGAUUUUGCACUGGAAGUGGCUCGGUCACGGUGGAGCUUGGAGGGGAUGAAAAAGAAGUGUCUAAAUGCAUAAACUGUGAAGGGGUCGGAUCAUUUACAUGCACCACAUGUCAAGGUUCUGGGAUUCAACCUCGAUACCUUGAUCGCAGAGAAUUCAAAGACGAUGACUGAAUCCUAUCUGCGGGAAUAUCCAACCCUCUUCAAGUCGAGAGUUAAGCUAAAGAAGAGUUUCAAUUUUCACCCUUUUUUUAAUUCUCUUUUGUACACACCUUUACUACUACAUAUGUCCAAUUGCUUUCAUCCCCUCUUCCAAA